CAAGUGCAUCCAUUUUCGCUUCUGAUUUGGUCGGGACAACUUCAACUUCAGCGGCUCGCUGUGUUCACCAAGCGUAAGGAUGCAGAAACCACACUGCAGGGGAAGGGGGAAGGCUACAGAGAUCGCCAUGGUUGUGUCUUUCGUGUUCCUUGUGUUCUUCAUCGUCGUAAACAAAGAACAGAUAAGCAUACGGUCUGCCUACUCUCCAGAUGUGGAGCGAAGUGUGGCGACGAAGCGGGUGCUGAGAGAAGAAACAAUGGUGGUGGCGACGGAGCGGGUGCUGACGAGAGAAACAAUGGAGGGAGCAGCGCAGGACGACCCGGCCCUGGUGAACUACAUCCGUCACAAUCUCCUCCAGCCGCCCUCCCAGCUACCCUACAACCUCAGUAACCCGACUAAGCAGCACUUCUCACAGUAUGGCCAGUCCCAAUACGUCGACAACGAAGUGUUACAUGGCAUGACAGGCGGCUUCUUCGUGGAGGUUGGCGCCGUGGACGGGGAACAUCUCAGCAACACGCUCUUCCUCGAAAGGAACCGCAGCUGGACAGGGCUUCUCAUUGAGGCUUUUCCAGGGACCUACCAGCAACUGCAACAGAAGCACAGGAAAGCUUAUUCCAUCAACACAGCACUUGCUAUUAGCAACAUUUCGUCAAAAGUUCACUUUCAAUAUAGUGGAGGUCUGGGAGUCUUAAGCCGGAUAAGUAAAAACAGCAGCCAAACAUUCCAAACCACGGCCAUCCCCUUCUACUCUCUUCUGCUGGCGCUCAACAUCACGCAAAUUGACUACUUCUCGAUAGACAUUGAAGGAGCGGAGAUGAAGGUAUUGCGGACUAUUCCUUGGGACAAGAUCAAGAUUCGCCUCAUGUGUGUGGAGAUCAACCACAUCCCUGAGGGCGCCUCUGCUCUCAUAGCGUUCAUCGUCAAACAAGGUUACAAGUUCCUUGGUAUCAGAACUAUUGACGCCUGGUUUGGGUGGCCAGACCUCUUGAACCAAACCAUGAAGAUUACCUAAAUGUAAGAGAGUGCACAAAACAGUGCGGGCCGAGGAAUGCAAGAAUCAAAAGAGUAUGAUGUGCACGAAGUUAUGUAAUAAAUCUAUUUAUUUUUUGUCGGUGUUACGUAUCCAUACUGUAUGAGAAGUACUGAUACAGGAUGAAUAGGAUUGAAUUUGCAUAUAAAAUUCAUAUGUAUAACAUAUUGGAAAUGACUGCAUAGUGUGUAUUAAUAUAUAUUGGUGGCCGAUAUAUGUAGAUGAUAUAUUAGAGUGUGUAGGGUAUAAUAUAUUAUAUUGUAUAGUGUAUGAGAGAGAAUGGCUUGCACUUGGUGGACAGGUAUUAGUCAAGUACAUGUCCUGUCUGCUCCGGUGCAAUGAGGAGGUCAGAGCCGUGUCCAGUGGGCGUUGCCAGCAUGUUGAACCAGUAAUACAUAAAUAGUCAUUUAAAUAUGUUGACCAAUCCACACACUAGAAAAUAAAGGGACGACGACGUUUCGGUCCGUCCUGGACCAUUCUCAAGUCGAUUGUGUCAACAUACUUCAGCCACGUUAUUGUGACUCAUCGUCGUCAUUUAAAUAAUUUAAGAAUGCUUAUGUUUUUAGUUCUUAUACCAGAAUGUAUGAAAUAUUAUGUUAGUAUGAUUGUGUCUGUUUGAAAGUGGUUACUUUCGUAUGUAGUGUGUGAGUAAAGAAUUAUUGAUCAGAUGUGGUAACUGAGGGGAAGUAGAACUCUGCUCACGUCGCCUCAAGCAAGUGGUGGUCUGUUCUAGUUUAUUUAAAGUUAAAUCAAGUGAUUAUUUUCUUGUUCUAGUGUAGGUGAUAAUUAUCUGAGGAGACAGACUUACUGAUAGAAGCCAUAUAAAGACUCGAGUGUAUAGAUAAUUGCAGUGAUUGUGUUAUACCAUUUAAAGAGGAAUUUAUAUAUAUCUAAAAUAUAUAUAUUUUAUGCAUCACGCAAUUGGGAUUUCCGUGUGUAUAUAUAUAUUUACUUUUUAUAUGCAUUUGUUUUUACUCUUUCGUUUAUUAAAUCGUUACUACCAGGAGCAUAUUGAUGUGCCUAUUAA
This is a messenger RNA of Procambarus clarkii (red swamp crayfish), 2057 nucleotides long. Its product is annotated as protein Star. NCBI's taxonomy places the organism in Eukaryota, Metazoa, Arthropoda, Malacostraca, Decapoda, Cambaridae. The record is from RefSeq and is a predicted model, not a curated record.